Messenger RNA from Abrus precatorius (Indian licorice), 2379 nucleotides. RefSeq names its product stomatal closure-related actin-binding protein 1-like. NCBI's taxonomy places the organism in Eukaryota, Viridiplantae, Streptophyta, Magnoliopsida, Fabales, Fabaceae. Bases 278 to 1825 code for a protein of 515 amino acids. The record is from RefSeq and is a predicted model, not a curated record. Gene Ontology annotation, biological process: regulation of stomatal movement; actin filament organization. Gene Ontology annotation, molecular function: actin binding. The transcript has 12 exons.
AAACAAUAGAGUAUCCGACUCCAAGUUGGAAACAACACAACUGAAAACGUUAACACUUAAAACACAAACUUGUUGAGGGGCCACUCCCUGGGGGCGCCAUUCUCUUUUUCCUUUCAAAAAGCAAAGCUAACAUCUCUCUCUCUCUCUCUCUCUCUCUCAUCGCUACCCUGUUGGUGGAUAACCAUAUUUCAGCAACCCCUUUGCAUCUGAUCUAAGAAUCCCAAGCUCAAGUACCCAUUAUUUGUCAUUUCAUGAUCUAGGUAAAUAGUUCGUGAAAAUGACGAGGAUGACCCGUGAUUUUGGGGAUACUAUGCAGAAAGAUGCAGUGCCGGCUGUGUCGGCUGAUGUAAUAUUUGCUUCUCUUCGGUUUCCUAAUUACAAAAUUGGAGCUAACAAUCAGAUCGUGGAGGCAAAGGAUGACUCAAAAGUGCUAUCUAUGAAGGAGGUUGUUGCACGUGAGACUGCACUGCUGUUGGAACAGCAGAAACGUCUGUCAGUUCGCGAUCUUGCCAGUAAAUUUGAGAAGGGUUUGGCUGCUGCUGCUAAGUUGUCUGAAGAGGCUAGACUUAGAGAAGCAGCUUCACUGGAAAAACAUGUUCUUUUGAAGAAGCUUCGAGAUGCACUGCAAUCCUUAAAGGGGAGAGUGGCAGGAAGAAACAAGGAUGAUGUACAGGAAGCCAUUGCUAUGGUUGAGGCUCUAGCAGUUCAGUUGACUCAAAGGGAAGGGGAGCUAAUACAAGAAAAGGUUGAAGUGAAGAAGCUAACAAAUUUUCUUAAGCAGGCUUCUGAAGAUGCUAAGAAACUUGUGGAUGAGGAAAGAGCUUUUGCUCGUUUUGAAAUAGAUAAUGCCAGAGCAGCAGUUCAGAGAGUGGAGGAGGCACUUCAGGAGCAUGAAAGAAUGUCUCGAGCUUCAGGGAAACAGGACGUGGAACAAUUAAUGAAGGAGGUUCAAGAAGCUCGGAGAAUCAAAAUGCUGCAUCAGCCAAGCAAGGUUAUGGAUAUGGAACAUGAGCUUCGAGCAUUGAGGGUUCAACUUGCAGAGAAGUCUCGACUCUAUCUUCGACUACAUAAGGAGUUAGCAAGGACAAAGAAAGGAGAGGAAAAUGUUCCCCAGUUAUAUGAAUUAGAAGGGACUGAAACAUUAGGUUCAUAUUUGCAAAUUGAACCUUCCUCUGAUAAUGCCCCUGAACUUUCAAAAUGUUCAAUUCAGUGGUAUCGUGUAUCAACUGAAGGUGCCAAAAAGGAACUUAUUUCAGGAGCUACCAAAUCAGUUUAUGCUCCUGAACCUUUUGAUGUUGGACGCAUAUUGCAAGUUGAUAUUAUUUCAGAAGGUCAGCAGAUCACAUUGUCAACCACUGGUCCAAUUGAUCCAGCUGCUGGUUUGGGAACCUAUGUAGAGGCACUUGUGCGAAAACAUGACACUGAAUUCAAUGUGGUUGUAACUCAGACUGGCUCAGAUCAUCCAACGGAAUCUAUUCAUGUGCUUCAUGUUGGAAAGAUGCGGAUGAAGCUCUGUAAAGGAAAGACAACAAUUGCCAAAGAAUACUAUUCAAGUUCAAUGCAGCUUUGUGGAGUUCGAGGAGGUGGGAAUGCUGCAGCACAGGCAAUCUUUUGGCAACCAAAGCAAGGUCUUUCUUUUGUAUUAGCUUUUGAAUCAGAGCGAGAAAGGAAUGCAGCCAUCAUGCUUGCAAGGAGGUUUGCAUUUGACUGUAAUGUAUGUCUCCCUGAACUAUUUACAUUAGAUUUACUCAGAGAUGGAUUUGGCUCCUUUAAAAUAUGGUGCGUACUUUGGACAUUAAAGUUCGAAAUGAUAGCUGUUGAUUAGAAAAUUAUUGGUUAAGAUUUGAACUUCAUGUAUUGUUACCCAUGUACAUGUAUUUUAUCACAAUCUCAACCGUUAAUUUUUCAAUAAGUGGCUAUCAUUGCUCUCUACCCUCUUGAAGUGCACCUCUCACUUUAGAAGAGCCAAAUUGGAGACUAAUAUCUUUAUGAAUUUAACCAUUCAUCAUUCUUUUUUACCUCUUGGUCUUUGUUGCUAAAUUUCUAAUGCAGAUUACACUUUCUGGACCUGAUCACAAAGCUCCUUCAGAAACGUAAUGGGGCCUCCUUGAAUAUUAUUUUCUCAACUGUAAUUAUUUGAGUUUUCCUUCCUUGUAUUAUAAGUGUGUAACAGUGAAAUAUGCCUUUGGAUUGUGCUAAGGAUUCAUACCUUGUGGUCUGAAUUCCUUCAUUCAAUUUUCUUUCACCAACACCAGGGCAUUUUUUUUCUUUGCCUUUGUGAGUGACACUUGAUGAAGUUUUUAGAGCUUACAUUAUGGAAAUGGUGGAAGUUAUGUCCGGCGUUUGAGGUGCUAAUUGAUUGUAUUUGAUUGAUCCAAU